AUGUAUUUCAGUACAAGAGUAGCGAGCCUCGUUGCUCUCUGCACUCUCGGCAGCUGUCAGUCCAUCACCAAGGUCAAUGACUUCAAUGCGGGUCCUACAAAGCUGGGCAUGUAUGUCUACGUGCCCAAGGGUCUAACAACGCCCGCACCGAUCGUGGUGGCUGUCCAUCACUGCCAAGGUUCGGCUCAAGGAUACUCUACCGAGUCUCACUACCUGCCACUGGCAGACUCGCACAAGUUUAUCUUGAUCUACCCCAACUCGAGAUCCAGCGGAGGUUGCUUUGAUGUUGCGUCAACAGCGACUCUGACCCACAACGGUGGCGGCGACAGCCAGACCAUCGUCAACAUGGUCAAGUACGCAGCGACCAACUACGGCGGCGACCUGAACCGGACCUUUGUCACGGGGACCAGCUCGGGCGCCAUGAUGACCAACGUGCUCGUCGGGGCCUACCCAGACGUCUUCAAGGCGGGUUCGUCCUACUCGGGCGUGCCGGACGGCUGCUUCUACGUUUCCGGCUCGACGGCGACCCAGGACCCUCCAGGCUGGAGCAACUCGUGCGCCAACGGGCAGACUACCAAGACUGCUCAGCAAUGGGGAGACUUGGUCCGUUCGUACUACCCCGGGUAUACUGGCGCCAGGCCCAGAAUGCAAAUUUGGCACGGAACAGCAGAUACCACCCUCCGAUAUCCCAACUACCAGGAAGCCUUGAAGGAGUGGUCCAAUGUCUUGAAUCUCACCACGUCAAAGGACACGGCCAACAGCCCACAAAGCGGCUACACCAUGACCAUUUACGGAGAGGGCACGGCAACGACAGCACAACUGGUGGGAUACAGCGCUCAGGGAGUCGGCCACACGGUGCCUGUACAUGAGACGAUGGAUCUUGCAUUCUUCGGAAUAGCAUAA
Pestalotiopsis fici W106-1 is the source of this 903-nucleotide messenger RNA. RefSeq lists its product as uncharacterized. The transcript has 4 exons. The record is from RefSeq and is a predicted model, not a curated record. Gene Ontology annotation, cellular component: extracellular region. Gene Ontology annotation, molecular function: hydrolase activity. The coding region runs from base 1 to 903 and encodes 300 amino acids. NCBI's taxonomy places the organism in Eukaryota, Fungi, Ascomycota, Sordariomycetes, Amphisphaeriales, Sporocadaceae.